Messenger RNA from Anastrepha ludens (Mexican fruit fly), 2374 nucleotides. Its product is annotated as F-box/LRR-repeat protein 2-like. The transcript is spliced from 6 exons. Bases 156 to 1820 code for a protein of 554 amino acids. Gene Ontology annotation, molecular function: protein binding; RNA binding. Lineage: Eukaryota; Metazoa; Arthropoda; Insecta; Diptera; Tephritidae. Gene Ontology annotation, cellular component: SCF ubiquitin ligase complex. Gene Ontology annotation, biological process: SCF-dependent proteasomal ubiquitin-dependent protein catabolic process. The record is from RefSeq and is a predicted model, not a curated record.
UUAGAAUUUAUUUUUAGGUAAUAUUUAUUUGGUGGUGAUGGGUUUAGUUUGUUGUGGCCAAUUAAGUGAGUAAUGGUUUAAAACAAUUAAAAAUUAAUGCUAAUUUCAGAGCGAAAAGGUGUCGGUAAAGCGAGAUUGUCAUUUUGGAACGGCAGAUGGAUUUCACAAAGCUUAAAUCCAAUUACUACUUCCUCGAUGAUAAAGCGUACACGGAAGAUGAUCUACUCGUCUACAAUGUCACGGCGUACCAACUGCAUGGCAAAGUAACCGAGGUGGAACUUUUGAAAUACUUUACACAAUUCGGUGACGUACUCAAGGUAUUUUUGAUGCGCGAUAAACAUGCAACCGGAACUACAGAACCGCCAAUUGGCGUAGUGCACUUCGCACAUCCAAUAGCGGCCGCGAAGGCACUCCAGCGGUCCUGCCAUGAAUUGCAAAAGAAGCGCUUCUUUGUCAAUGCCUGCGAGAGUUGGGAGCAACCUGAGGCAUAUAAAGGUGGUGUCGAUUUUAACGCGCGCAUUGCUGCGCUCAAUCUAAACGGUGACUUGAUUGAUUUCUACACUCCCAUACGCACCAAUAUCUUGCAAUUGAAUGACGAAUGCUUGGAAGUGAUUUGCCUGUAUUUACCAUUGCGAGACCAAAUACGUUUUUCGCGUGUAUGUCGACGCUUUCGUGAUAUUUUCAAGCAUACCUGCAAGUGUGCACCUAAAGUUUUCAACAUGAAUCAACUGAUUGGCAUGACUUUGUGGGAUAUACGCGAAUUCUUUGAAAUGGCUGGCGCUAAUAUAGAAGAGCUGAUUGGUUCGGUGCCUUAUAACUAUCAAGAACGCAUUGAUUUCAUUAGCGAAAUGAGUCCAAAAGUGCGACGCGUGAACCUCAAUUGCAACAACGUAGAGUCCGCCAGUUUGUUGCGGUUGUUGGAGCGUUUUCAUGCCGUCACUUAUGUUGAAUUGCACAACUUCUCGCUGAACGACAACGCUGUGCUUGCCUUAAGAAAACUGCCCAAUUUGCGUGCAUUGGUGCUGGACCAAAGUUUCGAGUUAACGGGAAAAAAUCUAAAUAAAUUAUACCAAUUGCACGAGUUAAGCCUGUAUGGAUGCGAAAAUGUGCAGACGAGUCACUUCAGCGACAUAUGCAAAUGUCUAUUCAAUUUACGUAGCUUGGAUAUACGCCAUUGUAAGAUGCUUACCUCGCGCGCCUACAACGAAAUGGUACGACACUGCCGUCAAUUGGAGCAGUUGAAAAUCUCCUGCGAAAAGGAGGUGAACUACGAUUGUGUAGCGCAACUGCAUUCGCUGCGCCGACUCGCCGUGCAUUCGUUCGGCGCAGUACGUGAAACACUAUUCAUUGCGCUGUCGGCACAUAAAGCGCAGCAGCUGGAGCAACUCGAGAUAUCGGCAAGAAAUUGCAUAACACACGAACGUGCCAUCUACCUAUCAAGGCUGCAACAGUUACGCAACCUAAGCUGCCCAAAUAAUGACAAUCUAACGGAUGAAUGUCUCUUCGAAUUCGCCGAACGUUUGACGCUGCUGGAAGAGUUGGACAUAAAAAAUUGUCGUGCAAUUACAAAUAUCGGACUUUUAGUGUUGUUGCGCCGUUGCCCGCACCUCAAACGAGUCAAUGUCGAGCAAUGUGAGGGUGUGACAGAUGAUUUCUUAUACGAUGCCUGCGAUGUGCUGAGGCAGCGCAGACGUGAAUGUGAGCAACCGGUGAUCUUUCAUUUGGCGGGCACUAGUGUGCGUGAAUUCGUAGCGAAAGAAGUAUCAAAUCUUGAGGUGGGCUGUUUGCUAAGUUUUUCCUUCGCCGAAGUGAGUUCCUAGUUGACAAGUGACAGAUUGGCAUGAAUCGUAGAUUUUGACCAAAGAUCAGCAAAGCAAAAUGUGUGAAAAAUAGCGUAAAAAGACAAAUACAAAUAUCGCGAUAUUCAUGGAGAAGCAUUUAAAAGACAUUUUAAAUAAUAUUUUAAUUAAUAAUACAAACUAUGUAAUUAAAAAAAGAAGCACAACGCACAUACGAACAGCGAAUCAUGCAUUCAUAUUCACGAUUAUGUUAACACUGGCGCACAAUUUGUAUUGUAAAACUUUUUUGCUGUGCAAUGGGUGUGAUUCAGUACUGAAAUGCGGAAACGUGUAGCCGUUUUGCGGAUAUUGCAGCAUUAUUUUGUUUGUUAAAAAAAAAAAAAACACUGCAAAAUUUACUCAAAAUUAUGGCAAAUGGUGGCUGAAAUUUGUUAAGCAAAAUUUUAAUUCAACUAAAUGAUAUCAAUACUAUUUAUGCUAUUUUAGCUAUUUAUUGUCGAAAUUUAAAUAAUAUUACGAAAGUAUGUUAAAUCUUUAAAUUAUAUUUCUAAUAAUAAUUAUACAUUUCAUUGUGA